Molecule: messenger RNA, 1817 nt
Organism: Ochotona curzoniae (black-lipped pika)
Lineage: Eukaryota; Metazoa; Chordata; Mammalia; Lagomorpha; Ochotonidae
Gene: CPNE9
Product: copine family member 9
Exons: 21
Coding region: 118-1773 (551 amino acids)
Biological process (GO): cellular response to calcium ion
Cellular component (GO): plasma membrane
Molecular function (GO): calcium-dependent phospholipid binding
Source: RefSeq, a predicted model, not a curated record
CAGGGCUGGAGGGAGCGCCACCGCCGCCGCCACCGCACAUGGGCCGGCCCCGCGGACGCCGCCGCCCCUAGCCGGUCUCCGGGGCAGCUUCCCACGGCUCCGGCUGCCAGACCAGCCAUGUCUCUCGGCGGAGCCUCCGAGCGCAGCGUCCCGGCCACCAAGAUUGAAAUCACCGUGUCCUGCAGGAACCUGCUGGACCUCGAUACCUUCUCCAAGUCCGACCCCAUGGCCGUGCUGUACACGCAGAGCCGAGCCAGCCAGGAGUGGCGGGAGUUUGGCCGGACUGAGGUGAUUGACAACACGCUGAACCCGGACUUCGUGCGCAAAUUUGUCCUGGAUUAUUUCUUCGAAGAGAAGCAGAAUCUGCGCUUCGAUGUGUACAAUGUGGACUCCAAGACCAACAUCUCCAAGCCGAAGGACUUCCUGGGACAAGCAUUCCUGGCCCUGGGAGAGGUGAUCGGAGGCCAGGGCAGCCGUGUGGAGCGACCCCUCACGGGUGUGCCAGGAAAGAAGUGUGGAACCAUACUGCUGACCGCAGAGGAGCUGAGCAACUGCCGGGACAUCGCCACCAUGCAGCUCUGUGCAAACAAGCUGGACAAGAAGGACUUCUUUGGGAAAUCAGACCCCUUCCUCGUAUUCUACAGGAGCAAUGAGGAUGGCACGUUCACCAUCUGCCACAAGACGGAGGUGGUGAAGAACACACUGAAUCCUGUGUGGCAGCCAUUCAGCAUCCCUGUGCGGGCCCUGUGUAAUGGCGACUAUGACAGAACAGUGAAGAUUGAUGUGUAUGACUGGGACCGGGAUGGAAGCCACGAUUUCAUCGGUGAGUUCACCACCAGCUACCGGGAGCUGAGCAAGGCCCAGAACCAGUUCACGGUGUACGAGGUGCUCAACCCCCGGAAGAAAUGCAAGAAGAAGAAAUAUGUCAACUCGGGGACUGUGACGCUACUCUCCUUCUCUGUGGACUCUGAGUUCACUUUUGUUGAUUACAUCAAGGGAGGGACGCAGCUGAACUUUACAGUAGCCAUUGACUUCACAGCUUCCAACGGGAACCCCCUGCAGCCCACCUCCCUGCACUACAUGAGUCCCUACCAGCUCAGUGCCUACGCUAUGGCCCUCAAGGCAGUGGGCGAGAUCAUCCAGGACUACGACAGCGACAAGCUCUUCCCAGCCUACGGCUUUGGGGCCAAGCUGCCUCCUGAGGGCCGGAUCUCCCACCAGUUUCCCCUGAACAACAAUGAUGAGGACCCCAACUGUGCGGGCAUCGAGGGCGUGCUGGAGAGCUACUUCCAGAGCCUGCGGACUGUGCAGCUGUAUGGGCCCACCUACUUUGCUCCUGUCAUCAACCAGGUGGCCAGGGCUGCGGCCAAGAUUUCAGAUGGUUCUCAGUACUACGUUCUGCUCAUCAUCACAGACGGAGUCAUCUCGGACAUGACGCAGACCAAGGAGGCCAUUGUCAGCGCCUCCUCACUGCCCAUGUCCAUUAUUAUUGUUGGUGUGGGACCAGCCAUGUUUGAGGCCAUGGAAGAGUUGGACGGCGACGACGUGCGUGUGUCCUCCAGGGGGCGCUACGCCGAGCGGGACAUCGUUCAGUUCGUGCCGUUCCGAGACUAUGUGGACCGGUCAGGAAACCAGGUGCUGAGCAUGGCCCGACUGGCCAAGGACGUGCUGGCUGAGAUCCCGGAGCAGCUGCUGUCCUACAUGCGCACCAGGGACAUCCAGCCCCGGCCCCCACCGCCCACCAGCCCCGGCCCGGCUCCGAAGCAGCCCUGAGCCUAUGGUCAGCUUGCCAGCCCCGGCCUUACCCCGGGGCAGCC